CAGGUGUCAUGAUUUUUUCUUAUAAGUAAUAUUUAUCGACCUGAAACUUCGACGAUCGCCAUGAGUUUUACAUUCAGCGAACAAAUAGCUACGUUGUUCGCCCUUAUCCGACCUGAAGAUGAGCGAAAUUUGGAGCGACUGUUUUUCAAGACGGGUAUCACUGAAUGGAUGCUUGGUAGCUUGGAUGAACUCCGCAACAAGUGGGUGAACUCAUUGCUGCCACACGUGUGUUGGUAUUCAGAUUACCACCCAAAAGGUAGAAAAAUCACACGUUAUGACUUCGAGAAAUUUUCCGUCACUUUUAAUGAUGGAACCGAAAUGCGCGUUUACGUUGACAACUUCAUCAAGUACGCUGAAGAAAAGGGACUGAGAAGCUUCCUGAAUAUACAAGUACUUCUUGCAGGCUUCUUCAUGCCAACUGUAGAACGUCCUAAACUAAUCCUCUACCCAACGGCCACCUGUGAAGAAAAAAUUAUUGAAAUUCAAAAGGAAUUAAGGAAAGCCAACAUCUUCAUCAUCGUGAUGGCCACUCGCAACGUGAAGGACUUGAUAGAGGACGCCGCACUGCAUCACAAAUUCACUUUCCGCAGCCGAGAAACUCUAAUGACCGAUUUGGACAAGCGAUUGGUGAUGAUGGCCUCGUGGAACACAUACUUCAUGGUUCUUAAGUUCAUGAUUAAAACCUUACAUAAAAAUUGUCCCUCACUCCAGGCCAUAUUGUUAAUGAUUCACCGCCCCAUCCUAAGGAGGUUCAUCUUGCAUUUGCUUGUAAGGCAUUUCACGCAGGCAUAUUGCGCGUCGUCUCCGGAUACUGAUAUUUGUGAAUAUCUUAUCGAUGUUGGUGAGCUGCUGAUGCUUAAUCUGCAUAAAAAACUGAGUCGUGAGCUGAAUACGGUGAGAGGAUAUUGUAGAGAACCUUUUAUAGCAUUGUUGAUUAUUCAAAACAUAAUCGCGACCAUCAGAUUUUCAAUAACUGCGUCUGCUCGGACUUAAAUAUUUUUCAUGGGUAACUUUACUGUUUUUCUUGAAUUUUAAAGGCUUCCUCCACGUGUUAAGAAUUGUAAGAAGAAUUUGUCUCGCGUCUAUCAUUAAUUUUUUUAUACUUUUUCUUCUGAAAGGACUAAAACCUAGUGCGUCUGGAACACAAUGCAGGUUGCUUGUAAAUUUUACAUUCUAACGCAAUCUUGAAUUUGACAUAAUAAAUGUAACUAAUCUAUGAAUGAAUGCGCAUCAAUGUAGAACGGUUAACAAAUUUAAACCAAAUAUGCUGCGCUGAAAUUUUUGGAAUAAUUAAAAUUCUAUAGUUGUUCGUUGCGAUCUCGUUAGCUUAUCGUGAAUAACGUGGCUGCUAGAUAGUUUUGCAUUUUUUAGCGCAUCGUUAAUGUUCUUCAAAUGAUAACAGCGCGGUAAGAUGUUCUAGCCUGGUGAAAUGUUCUCAUCGUGUUUUUAGCUAAGACUGUAAUGAUAUUAGUUUUACUAACUAUAAAUCUUACACGUUUUCCUAUGUUUUAGCAUGUGUUUAAUCUAAAGACUGAAUAUUUUUUACAAAAGAUGUGACUAUCGCUGCACGUACGUAAAUAGCGAUUUUUAACUUGGUAAUACAUAUGUCAGAUCGCUUUGCACAGAAGCUU
Molecule: messenger RNA, 1631 nt
Organism: Hyalella azteca
Lineage: Eukaryota; Metazoa; Arthropoda; Malacostraca; Amphipoda; Hyalellidae
Exons: 3
Coding region: 61-993 (310 amino acids)
Source: RefSeq, a predicted model, not a curated record